CCGACGUCGUCGCUGUCGAUAAACCGGCAACAUCAUAUUACCAGAUUACCAGCAGAAGGAAUCAUUAAAUCAAAACAAAACUUGAACACCAUAAGCACACCCGCCUGAUCACCCACCAUCCAACAUGAUCUCUCCGUCACCAUCUCUCGCUUCUCAAUGCCGCCUCGACCCCAUCAACCUCACCGACCCCGAUCAAUUCCACGAACUCCACCGCCAACGCCUCCUCUGCGGCUGGGACCACUCCCCCUCGACCCUCGAACAAUGGUCCCUCAAGCAAUCUGAAGGCCUCAAGAACUUCUUCUGGAUCACCAUCCCCUCCCCCAACCCCAACCAAAACCCUACCACCUCAAUAAUCCGCGCCGGGCACAUCUCCCUCGACGCCUACAGCGACCCGCCAGACCCCGAACUCUCGCGAGAGGAUAAAUCAAUCCUCGCCGUGCAGACCUUCUUCGUCCUCCCUGAGUACCAGUCUCUGAGGCUGGGUUCGCGCGCAAUGGACCUGAUCGAGGAAAUUGCUGCGAGUGAGCCGAAGUGUCGGGUGAUUGCGUUGACGGCGCUGAGUAAGCGGUAUAUGUAUGAGGAGGGGCUGCAGGGGAGGGGCCUUUGGGAGAGGAUUGGGAUGGAGAUGCCCAGGGGGAGUAUUCAGGAGUGGUAUGAGAAGAGAGGGUAUGUGGGGUGGAAGGAGGAGGAGAGGUAUGAGGAGAGUUUGAAGGAUGGGGGGACGGUGUGGUUGUGGGAGGUUUUUAUGCGGAAGGUGUUGCGGUGAUGUUUUCUUGUAUUAGUAGUACUGGAGGUUUAGGUGGGGUCGAGACAUAUGUCAAGGGAUGAGGUUAUGUAUGGAGUAGUGGGGGUGGAGGUGUAUGUAGAAAAGGAUCUAGAAUAGAAAGAGAAAUUAUCUGGAAAUUGGUUCAUAGUGAGAGGGAAUACAUACUCCGGAGUAAAC
Molecule: messenger RNA, 943 nt
Organism: Aspergillus steynii IBT 23096
Lineage: Eukaryota; Fungi; Ascomycota; Eurotiomycetes; Eurotiales; Aspergillaceae
Exons: 1
Coding region: 125-766 (213 amino acids)
Molecular function (GO): acyltransferase activity, transferring groups other than amino-acyl groups
Source: RefSeq, a predicted model, not a curated record